Molecule: messenger RNA, 507 nt
Organism: Dibothriocephalus latus
Lineage: Eukaryota; Metazoa; Platyhelminthes; Cestoda; Diphyllobothriidea; Diphyllobothriidae
Source: the annotation of a GenBank genome assembly
AUGAGCGCGGGCCCUCAAAACCGUCAGACUAAAGUACAUUUUUAUUCUCUUGAACUGCGUUGGCGUACUCCACUACAAAACGAUCUAUCGGUUUUCUUCUGUUCCAAGGAUGUGACUGGCUAUCUGCUGCAAAAAUCCCCAGAACAGCUGGAGGUAGAUGAAUUACUGCCAGGAGACCGCACCAGUAAGGACACUUCCCUCGGCCUGAUUCUUGAGCAACCAAGCCAACUGAUCAACCUGCUAGUGCGUAUACCGAAGAGCGGUGCCUUCUACAAGCUCUAUCUCUACGCUGUGCCCAAGGAAGCGGACCUGCUUGGCUCAAUUCCACUCAUCUUCACCUACCUAAUCGAGGCACCCCUCAGGAUGACUGCCGCUGAGACGCCAUACAUAGGCUUCCAAGUCCCCAAGAGUCCUUCCUCUCCCCUGCUGAGGUACAUGCUUGCAUUUAUUUUGAUUAGGAAUAAGCGCGUCCGGCUGUACUUCUUACUCUAUCAAAUCACAUAUUGA